Molecule: messenger RNA, 5126 nt
Organism: Mus musculus (house mouse)
Lineage: Eukaryota; Metazoa; Chordata; Mammalia; Rodentia; Muridae
Gene: Il31ra
Product: interleukin 31 receptor A
Exons: 16
Coding region: 233-2434 (733 amino acids)
Biological process (GO): cell surface receptor signaling pathway via JAK-STAT; cytokine-mediated signaling pathway; monocyte differentiation
Cellular component (GO): plasma membrane; presynaptic membrane; axon
Molecular function (GO): cytokine receptor activity; cytokine binding
Source: RefSeq, a predicted model, not a curated record
CCCCACAAAGUGCCUGAGUUGCACUGCUUUGUAGUGGAAUUACGCCUUGCUGCAGCUUUUCUGUUCUGCGUUAGUGCCGUUCUGUGAUCAGCCUGGACUUCCCGAAUAUAAACUUGAAACUUGAGUGGUUCUCUUGAGUUGUUUAUGGCCUCUCAGAUGACGACUCUCCCUUUAAAGCUGAGUGGUGUAAGAGAAGCAGACGAUCACCUAUUUAAUUGUGCCAUUACAGUAAAUGCAACUCAUUUCUCAGCGUCAGUGGCCUCUGGGUGUGAACGCUGGAAUAAUGUGGACCUUGGCACUGUGGGCAUUCUCUUUCCUCUGCAAAUUCAGCCUGGCAGUCCUGCCGACUAAGCCAGAGAACAUUUCCUGCGUCUUUUACUUCGACAGAAAUCUGACUUGCACUUGGAGACCAGAGAAGGAAACCAAUGAUACCAGCUACAUUGUGACUUUGACUUACUCCUAUGGAAAAAGCAAUUAUAGUGACAAUGCUACAGAGGCUUCAUAUUCUUUUCCCCGUUCCUGUGCAAUGCCCCCAGACAUCUGCAGUGUUGAAGUACAAGCUCAAAAUGGAGAUGGUAAAGUUAAAUCUGACAUCACAUAUUGGCAUUUAAUCUCCAUAGCAAAAACCGAACCACCUAUAAUUUUAAGUGUGAAUCCAAUUUGUAAUAGAAUGUUCCAGAUACAAUGGAAACCGCGUGAAAAGACUCGUGGGUUUCCUUUAGUAUGCAUGCUUCGGUUCAGAACUGUCAACAGUAGCCACUGGACGGAAGUCAAUUUUGAAAACUGUAAACAGGUCUGCAACCUCACAGGACUUCAGGCUUUCACAGAAUAUGUCCUGGCUCUACGAUUCAGGUUCAAUGACUCAAGAUAUUGGAGCAAGUGGAGCAAAGAAGAAACCAGAGUGACUAUGGAGGAAGUUCCACAUGUCCUGGACCUGUGGAGAAUUCUGGAACCAGCAGACAUGAACGGAGACAGGAAGGUGCGAUUGUUGUGGAAGAAGGCAAGAGGAGCCCCCGUCUUGGAGAAAACAUUUGGCUACCACAUACAGUACUUUGCAGAGAACAGCACUAACCUCACAGAGAUAAACAACAUCACCACCCAGCAGUAUGAACUGCUUCUGAUGAGCCAGGCACACUCUGUGUCCGUGACUUCUUUUAAUUCUCUUGGCAAGUCCCAAGAGGCCAUCCUGAGGAUCCCAGAUGUCCAUGAGAAGACCUUCCAGUACAUUAAGAGCAUGAAGGCCUACAUAGCCGAGCCCCUGUUGGUGGUGAACUGGCAAAGCUCCAUUCCUGCGGUGGACACUUGGAUAGUGGAGUGGCUCCCAGAAGCUGCCAUGUCGAAGUUCCCUGCCCUUUCCUGGGAAUCUGUGUCUCAGGUCACGAACUGGACCAUCGAGCAAGAUAAACUAAAACCUUUCACAUGCUAUAAUAUAUCAGUGUAUCCAGUGUUGGGACACCGAGUUGGAGAGCCGUAUUCAAUCCAAGCUUAUGCCAAAGAAGGAACUCCAUUAAAAGGUCCUGAGACCAGGGUGGAGAACAUCGGUCUGAGGACAGCCACGAUCACAUGGAAGGAGAUUCCUAAGAGUGCUAGGAAUGGAUUUAUCAACAAUUACACUGUAUUUUACCAAGCUGAAGGUGGAAAAGAACUCUCCAAGACUGUUAACUCUCAUGCCCUGCAGUGUGACCUGGAGUCUCUGACACGAAGGACCUCUUAUACUGUUUGGGUCAUGGCCAGCACCAGAGCUGGAGGUACCAACGGGGUGAGAAUAAACUUCAAGACAUUGUCAAUCAGUGUGUUUGAAAUUGUCCUUCUAACAUCUCUAGUUGGAGGAGGCCUUCUUCUACUUAGCAUCAAAACAGUGACUUUUGGCCUCAGAAAGCCAAACCGGUUGACUCCCCUGUGUUGUCCUGAUGUUCCCAACCCUGCUGAAAGUAGUUUAGCCACAUGGCUCGGAGAUGGUUUCAAGAAGUCAAAUAUGAAGGAGACUGGAAACUCUGGGGACACAGAAGACGUGGUCCUAAAACCAUGUCCCGUCCCCGCGGAUCUCAUUGACAAGCUGGUAGUGAACUUUGAGAAUUUUCUGGAAGUAGUUUUGACAGAGGAAGCUGGAAAGGGUCAGGCGAGCAUUUUGGGAGGAGAAGCGAAUGAGUAUGUGACCUCCCCGUCUAGGCCCGACGGUCCCCCAGGGAAAAGUUUUAAAGAGCCCUCCGUUUUAACUGAGGUUGCUUCUGAAGACUCCCACAGCACGUGUUCCAGAAUGGCGGACGAGGCGUACUCAGAAUUGGCCAGGCAGCCUUCGUCUUCCUGUCAGAGUCCAGGGCUAUCGCCUCCCCGUGAAGACCAAGCUCAGAAUCCAUAUUUGAAAAAUUCAGUGACAACCAGGGAAUUUCUUGUGCAUGAGAAUAUCCCAGAGCACAGCAAAGGAGAAGUCUGAGUGCUGCUAUGGCAUGAAGUCCUCAGAAACUGAGUGGAUCUCUUCCCUAGAAAAGACACCGAGACUUCCAGAAACCGCCUUUGACCCCUCCCUGUUCAGUUGGCUGCUGCGCUGCCGGGAAAUUGGUGACACAGAUGUGGACUUAGGCCAGGAAGAAUGGAGUCCUUUACAGGGCAAAGGAAGUUACUUUCUCCUGUGUGCUCUCACAGAGGCCCCUUGAAAUGAUGGCCUCAAGAGAAGGGCCAAGCUUCGGGGCUUAAAGGACGCGCCCAGGUGGAUGUGUCAGAUCUUAUCCCAGGAACCAAGCUGUCCUGGCUAUUGCUGAAGCUACCCUCAGGAUCCAGGACAGCUGUCUUGUUGGCACUUGACUCUGGCAGGAACCUGAUCUCUACUCUUCUUCUCCCUGUCUCCGGACACUUUCUCUCCUUCAUGCAGAGACCAGGACUAGAGCGGAUUCCUCAUGGUAUGCCAGGCUCCUCAGUCCUUGCUCGGGCUCAGGAUCUUCAACAAUGCCUUUUCUGGGACACUCCAUCACCCACUUAUAUUUAUUUUUUGCAACAUUGUGGAUUGAACCCAGGGACUUGGUUAUGCGCGGUAAGUGUGCUACCCAUCUCACUCACCCCAAGUUUAUUACGCAUUGACUGCUGCUAAAUCAAGAAACUCCAGAAACCUCCAGUAAGACACUGCCAUGGGCUGUGGGCUAGGUAGCAGGUCAGCCUGCUUUGUAGGCCAUUUCCUCUGUCUUGUGCUAUACCUGGUAGGAGAAGGCACCAAACAGGUGCUCGGUGGCUUUUGUUCAGAGACACAUACUUGGGGCCCAGGGGUGCUUUCUGAGCAGACCCUGAUAGGGCCUCUUCCCAGCCACCCUGAGUGAGGCCUGGUGAGAGGCAGCACUUAGCAACCAUAUUUCUGCCUUAUGAGGACUUCUGCCCCUUGGCUGUAGCCAAGCACAGAGCUUGUGACAAGAAGGUGCCUUUGGCAGAAAUGCCCAUCACGGGAUCUAUUUGCUUAGGCUUGGGGAACUGCGUGGCUUGUACACAGUGGGCCACCCUCUGGCCCCUUUGUCUUGCUCUCAAGCCUGGGAAGUGACUUUAAAAAAAAAAAAAAACCAAACCAAACUCUGAGCUCUUCCCAGGGAAUUUCUGACUGGGGAGGCUCUGGCCCAGCCUUCUGUCUUGACCUGAGGAAAAACAACCAAGGAUGCUCUCACACCUGGGGGAAGUCUCGGAUCUCAGGGAGGUUAGAGGAGCCGGCAGAGCCUCAAAAGACAUGAAGUCCUUGAACAGUGGGGUGGGGUGGGUGCAGAACAGACACACACACACACACACACACACACACACACACACACACACACACACACCUCCCAGAGCUGCUGCUGCUACUGCUGCCCUCGGCCUGCCCUGCUGGAUGAUCAAGGCUGGAAGCAUCUUGCACUUCCUUUUGCACCGGCUGCCCUGCCUCCUCCCCUUUUCAUUUUAGCCUCCCGACUUCCCUUCUCCUCAGGCUCUCUGAGAGGUGCGUCUCUCCACCUCUCUGCUUCUUUUCACUUCUUUCUCCCUUCUCAGCCUUCUUGUGGCACGCCCCAUAUUGGCCUUUGCUGCCUUUGCUGGGUAGGAUGCAGGCUCAGAGGCCAUGAUGGCUUCUCCUACUGGAUCAGACCACUGCACUCAUGUUCUGCACCAGGGGUUGCUUCUGUGGGAAAAGAAGGCCAUCGGUGUUUUCUCUCUUUACUGUCAAAGAAAAGGGACGUUGGAAGGACUCAGGGAAGUCAUUCAGUGGCAAAGUCAGUAAGAAAUUAUAAAAUUCGUGGCAAAGAGCUUUCUGAGACCUUGGGAGCCAUGCGGACAUCUAGGUGACUGCCAUCAAUGGUCUUUUAUUUUCAAUAGUAGCAAAAAAUAGGGGUGGGGGGAUGGUUCAAAGGUUUAGGGCAUGGUGGCGCACACCUUUAAUCCCAGCACUUGGGAGGCAGAGGCAGGCAGAUUUCUGAGUUCGAGGCCAGCCUGGUCUACAAAGUGAGUUCCAGGGCAGCCAGGGCUAUACAGAGAAACCCUGUCUUGAAGAAAGAAAAAAAAAAAAGGUUUAGAGCAUUGACUGUUCUUCCACAGUCCUGAGUUCAAUUCCCAGCACUCUCACAUGGCAGCUUACAACUGUCUAUAAUGGGAUCUGGUGUGCAGGUAUGCAUGCAUUCAGGCAAAGAGCCCAUAUACAUAAAAUAAAUCUAAAAAGAGAAAACAACAUUAAAAAAUGGUGGAGAACCCAAUCUGUUCUUAACAGAAAAACAGAGACCAAAAGGCGAUGCUUCCCUUCUGGUGUCCCAGGAGACAGUGCUAUGGGGAACCUGUAAUACUGGACCCCACAGGGGUUUGGUGGGGCUGGAGGCGGGGGGGAGGGGCAAGAAAGGACCCUCAGUGAGGAUCCCCUUCAGUGUGCUUGCAGCCCACACCUGAGCACUGUCUCCAACCUGGCUCCUAAUCAAGCUCUUAGGUAUCACAGACUCUAGCUAGGUAUGCUGUAGCCCAGAGGCCUCUGACAGCUCCUCCCUUCAGACCAAUCUAGCUGCUGUUCAUAUAGAUCUAUGAGCAAGUGAUGGUGUAGGCAUUUUUAAAUGGUUAAAAAAAAUCCAAAGGAUGCAUAAUAUCCUGUGAUAUGAAAAGUGUAUACAAUUUCAAUAAAGCUUAAUACCAGGGUCCGA